Ceutorhynchus assimilis (cabbage seed weevil) is the source of this 2139-nucleotide messenger RNA. Lineage: Eukaryota; Metazoa; Arthropoda; Insecta; Coleoptera; Curculionidae. The record is from the annotation of a GenBank genome assembly.
UUAUACAUUGCGAUGGUCAGAUAAUCUAAUGAGGCACGCUGAACUAAGAGGAAUGCAGAUGGCCCACGAUAGAGAGGCAUGGUGUAAUGAAUCGAUGGCCUAUGUCCAGAGGUUGACUUAUGGGGCUGAUUGGAGAGAUAGUCCACUUCAUACCUGCCGAGGCAUUCCAGGGAUUUGACACUGGUUUGAACUCAGACCGGCACCAGAUAUUCCGGAUUCGGUGACCCAACAUGAGCGGUCCGUUCAAGCGCCGGUCUUCCUUGAAGGCCCUUCCGGCAAUCGGCAACAUCAGAAAAUCCUCCAUAAGACGUCCAUCAUCUGUAGGACUUCCAAAUACAGGCGUAACUUCUGCGACCCAAGAAGUUCCUUGGGAUGUACUGGAUCGGUGUAUUUUACCGAUUAUUUGUUGUCACGGUGCCGCGUUCACGCUCAGUAACGUUUUCAAUGUUUUAAAUGUGUCCCAUGUGAGCACUUUUACAUUGUUCGUGUUUUUUACUAUUGUGGUGCUAGGGUUAGUGUUCUUCUAUCAUAAUUUGAAGAUUACGGCCGCCGGGAAAGCAGUCCUAAUAACUGGAUGCGAUUCUCGUAUAGCCAGCGCCCUCGCACGUUACCUCGACGAACAAGGAUUUACGGUUUUUGCAGGAUUCCAGAAUCUGGAAGAGAGCCAAACAGCUGUAGAAUUGAAAGAGAUUUGUUCGGCUAGAUUGCACGCUCUACAGCUAGAUGUCACCAACGAAACGCAAAUAUUAUCAGCUUCGUUGAGCGUUGUAGAAAAUUUGCCAGAUGGCGCACACGGAUUAUGGGCUGUUGUUAAUGCUGCUUCUUGGGUGGCUUUAGGAGAAAUUGAAUGGAUUCCACCACAGGUCAUCAAAAAAGCAACAGAAAUGAACUUUCUUGGGCCAACAAGGGUGACCCAAAUUAUGCUUCCAUUGGUACGUAGGGCAAGAGGCAGAAUCAUAUACAUGACAUCUGGACUAUGCAGAAUAGCGGAUCCAGUUAGGGGAAUUCAUUGCGGAUUAUUGGCGGCCAUCGAAUCUCAAGCUGAAUGUUUGAGAAAGGAAUUGAGAUCUAGAGGUGUCGAUGUUGUUGUGGUAGCCCCUGGAGAAUUGACUUCUGGCAAUACCUGGGUUUCGGACGAGAUUAUCUUGAGUCAAGCCAGGGAAAUGUGGAAACAGUUGUGUCAAGAACAAAGACUUGAAUAUGGCGAGAAAUAUUUCGAAACUGCUGUCAGGAGCUUGGAAAAGUAUACCAAAUCACCGGAUACUGAUCUCACUGCAGUUUUGAAGGCGCUGAAUGACGCAGUUACUCGCACUUUUCCAAUGAUUAAAUACACACCAAUUUCCAGACAAGAGAAAAUAAAAGCUUUUAUUGCUGACUAUUUUCCAAGAAGUGUUUAUGACAUGUUCUAUUGAUAAUGUUUCAAAUUAUGUUCAAAAAAAUUUAGGUAGGUACUUCUGUAUCUAAAAUUGUUAAAAAAAUAUUUUUUCUCCGAAUGACAGUAAAAGCAGCCUUUUAAUGGCACUUGACAGGAUCAAAAGUUGUAUUUUUACUGUCACUCUAGGCAGUAAAAGUGGACUUUAACUGCCUAGGCAUUAAAAGUGACAGUGUCACAACGUUCCAGGUAAUAAUUUCAUUCAAUUUGGUAUUUGAAAUUGUCAAAAAAAAUUAAUUAUUUGGAUAAUAACAAUGAAUGAAAUAAAUUUAAAAAUGAUGUCCAUGUGUGAAUUUGAACAUUCGGAGAAAAAAUUAUAUGUUUUACAUGGCAGAAAAGCAGAUUUAAUGCCUCGGCUGGUUUCCUAGCCUCGGCUAUGAAACGCCAGCCGCGGCAUUAAAUCUUGUACUUUUCUGCCUAGUAAAACAAAUAACUAUUAUUCAAUAGAGGCCUAAUACUCAAAUAUUUGAAGUCGUGGUCAGAUAACUAUGAUUUAUUUUAGAAAAGUUUGUUAUGAAAUUAGGGUUUUUCAAAUGUAUUGGAUUUUAUGAAACUAAAUUUUAGAUGUUAGAACCUCUAGUAACGUUGGUCAUUGUUUAUUCUAGCUCUAGAUUUUUUUUUUUUUUAAAUUGCUUUUUUUAGGUAGGUACAACUUUAAUUUUGUGUGUUACCCACUUCUUGUUGGAUUUCAAUAAAGCGUUUCCCAA